Messenger RNA from Acanthocheilonema viteae, 558 nucleotides. NCBI's taxonomy places the organism in Eukaryota, Metazoa, Nematoda, Chromadorea, Rhabditida, Onchocercidae. The record is from the annotation of a GenBank genome assembly.
AUGUGGCUAUUUAUUAUCGCCGUAAUAUUUGGUCAUGUUUUACAACAAGAAUUUGUUGAAAGUUGGCCUGAUCCAUAUUUACGUUCAAAAGGUGCCAUUUGGCCACAACCGCAAUAUAUUACAAUAGUUGACGAAUUGAUGACAGUUAAUUUAGAAACGUUCACUUUCCUUUCAACUGUUGGAGAAUGCGAAAUUAUCGAUAAAGCUAUCACUCGUUAUUAUAAACGCUUACGUGGUAAAAUAGAAUUUAAUGGAUCAAAAAACAUGAAACGACAAAGUAUUAAAGCAAUGGAUGACCAGGUUCUCAGCAAUUUGACAAUAAUAGUGAAAGAAGGGUGCACUGAUCGAUUUCCACAAUUUGGUAUGGAUGAGAGUUAUAAAUUGAACAUUACGAGUAGUGAUGGCAUUUUGAGAGCUAAUCAGGUUUGGGGCGCUCUACGAGGAAUGGAAUCAUUUGCGCAACUAUUUUUCGAUAACAAUGCCAAAAUACGAAAAGUUCUUAUCAACGAUUAUCCACGCUUUUUGCAUCGUGGAGUCUUAUUGGAUACAGCCAGAUGA